AUUGGAAGUGAUGUGGGAAGCUGGGCUUUGUAAUGGGGGGAUAUUAGCACAAAUACACUCACACCUGCACACUCUCACACUCACUCUCACACCGACGCACUCUCACAGUCACUCUCACAUCUAGAUACUCUGAAACUCACUCUCACACGUAACAUACGCACUCUCAAACGCACACUCACACACGCUCACCGAGCCAGGAAGCCGGCAGAUGAAAGCAGCUGGUGCUUCUAAUGCGGAGGAAAUGUAAGGUAAUACACAUCGGUGCUAAAAAUAGGGAAUAUCAUUACUCAAUGAAGGGCAGGCCAGGACGGAAAGUAGAGCAGGGGAAGAAGACUGUGACACUGACUGAGUGCGGCUGUAUUUACUGGCCCACUCCUGCGGCUGAGCUCACAGUGUUCGGGCGCUGUAUGUAACUCCGAGAGAGUGUCCGGUCGGUUGGUCGGUCGGUCAGUCACUGGGAAGUGUUGGGCAGCACAGAUGGAGCGCGGGUUCCUGGCGUACAUCCCGGAGGAUUACGGGAAAAGCAGCGAAGGUGACUUGGGGUUCAGGGAGCAGCCUAUCUUCAGUGCUCGAGCUCACGUGUUCCAGAUUGACCCGGCCACGAAGCGCAACUGGAUUCCGGCGAGCAAACAUGCCGUCACCGUCUCCUACUUCUACGACAGCAACCGCAAUGUGUACCGUAUCAUCAGCGUGGGCGGCACCAAGGCGAUCAUCAACAGCACCAUCACCCCCAACAUGUCCUUCACGAAAACCUCCCAGAAGUUCGGCCAGUGGGCAGACAGCCGGGCCAACACCGUGUACGGCCUGGGCUUCAGCUCCGAGCAACAGCUAGCGCAGUUUGCCGAAAAAUUCCAGGAGGUGAAGGAAGCGGCUCGAUUGGCCAGAGAGAAAUCCCAGGACAAAAUAGAGCUCACGAACCCCGCCCUGGACAUCGCUGCCCCACAGGACCUGUCCUGUGGGGGCCUUCACUCCCCACCGCUGCCCCCGGCCAGCGCCAAUGGGCCCGGGGGGCAGAAGCUGUACCGGGGGGAGAGCAGCGACGGGGAGGGGGUGCUGGACGGAAUACGGCUCAAGGCCAUGUUCUCCCAAAGCUCGGUGUGCGAGCCGCAGUGGGAGAUGGAGCUGUUUGGGCUGCAGGAGAGCAAUGCCAAGCUGGUGCAGGCCCUACACGAGUCCAACGUCAACGUGGAGCAGUGGAAGAAGCAGCUCUCGGCGUACAAGGAGGAGACGGAGAAACUGCGGGAGAGGGUCACGGAGCUAGAGUUACAGGGGGAAGACGCCAACACAGUGGCCACACAGAACACGGACCUCAGCCAAUCAGUGGAGGAACUGGAGACGCUCCUAAAGGAGAAAGAGGAGGAGAUCCACUUGCUGAGAAGCCAGAAAAGUGAUGUAAACGAGAUCGAGAGCGACCGGGAAGAGGCUUUGCUCAGGCUCCAGGCUGUGGAGAGGAGGAACGUUGAGCUGGAGCAGCAGUUGCGGGAGGCUGAGGAGACUCUGGGGGAGAGGCUGGGGGAGGGGGAGCGGGUGCGGGCAGAUGCCCACCGCCUGCUGGAGAUCCUCGACAUCAAACUGUACGAACUCAACGACCUGAGGCAAAACCUGGCCAAGCUGGCUGAGAGAGACCCCAAAUCCUGAGCAGCCACCAACCCAACCCAACUCACACCUCAACUUUCCACCCUAACAUCCAUCUCCAACCCCAAUGUCACCCAACCUCCAUCCCCUAAAUCCACUCCCAAACCUCAACUCCCCCCAAACUUCCACCUCAACCCCAACCCCACCCAAA
Callorhinchus milii (elephant shark) is the source of this 1786-nucleotide messenger RNA. Its product is annotated as homer scaffold protein 3. Gene Ontology annotation, biological process: G protein-coupled glutamate receptor signaling pathway; regulation of store-operated calcium entry. The record is from RefSeq and is a predicted model, not a curated record. The transcript has 9 exons. The coding region runs from base 478 to 1638 and encodes 386 amino acids. Gene Ontology annotation, molecular function: G protein-coupled glutamate receptor binding. Lineage: Eukaryota; Metazoa; Chordata; Chondrichthyes; Chimaeriformes; Callorhinchidae. Gene Ontology annotation, cellular component: plasma membrane; dendrite; cytoplasm.